This is a messenger RNA of Lathyrus oleraceus (garden pea), 1375 nucleotides long. RefSeq names its product nudix hydrolase 25. The record is from RefSeq and is a predicted model, not a curated record. Gene Ontology annotation, cellular component: chloroplast. Bases 460 to 981 code for a protein of 173 amino acids. The transcript has 6 exons. Gene Ontology annotation, molecular function: bis(5'-adenosyl)-pentaphosphatase activity; guanosine-3',5'-bis(diphosphate) 3'-diphosphatase activity. NCBI's taxonomy places the organism in Eukaryota, Viridiplantae, Streptophyta, Magnoliopsida, Fabales, Fabaceae. Gene Ontology annotation, biological process: ribose phosphate metabolic process; nucleoside phosphate metabolic process.
AACUUGAAUGAACAACACACCUGACUUUCUUUCUUUAUUGUACUAGUACUAUACUGCGCUCGCUCGGUACCCACCCACUGUAAAGAGAAGAAGAAGAAAAAAACUGAAACUUUACUUUUCUUCUUUCUUGGAUCUGACUCCAUAAAUAAAUAAUGUGAUCAAUCACAGAUGUACAGAAAGUCAACUCCUAAUAUGGUGGACCCCAUUGAAGCAGUUUUGUUGGUUAGUGGCAUUUGUGGCGUAAAGCUCGCAAAACUCCACUCUCCCGUGUCUCUAUAACUCAACUCAAAUUAUAGUCAUUAUCACAAUUGCCUCCUUCUUUUCUUAUUAUUAUUAUUCUCAAACGCCAAUUCCUCAACGCACUUUCACAUUACAAUAAUAAUCCUAUACCACUUGCUUCCGUUUCUUCUAUUCUUUCUUCAUCUUCAUCACUACUCCAUCUCCUUCUCCUAACCGAAAAUGGAGGAUCUUCCACGAGGCUACCGUCCUAACGUUGGCGUCUGUCUCAUCAACUCCGAUGAUCAGAUAUUUGUGGCUUCUAGAUUGAAUGUUCCAGGAGCAUGGCAAAUGCCUCAGGGAGGUAUUGAAGACGGUGAAGAACCCAAAUCGGCUGCGAUUAGAGAGCUUCGAGAAGAAACUGGAAUAGUAUCAGCCGUGAUAAUCGCCGAGGUUGGUAAAUGGUUGACAUAUGACUUCCCUCCUGCUGUGAAGGCUAAGGUCAAUCGCCUCUGGGGAGGCGAAUGGCACGGACAGGCACAGAAAUGGUUUCUCAUGAGAUUAACAAAAGAUGAAGGUGAAAUCAACUUAGCUACCGGUGAAGCAGACCCGGAAUUCGCAGAGUGGAAAUGGGCAAAUCCUGAAGAAGUUAUUGAGCAGGCUGUGGACUAUAAAAGACCAACUUAUGAAGAAGUUGUAAGAACCUUCAAGCCUUACUUUCAAGGAAAUGCAACAUCAGCGAAAUGUAAAUCGACGAAGUGGUGAAUUUUAUGAGUGUGCAUUGUAGUUUAAUCCAUUUUCUUAUCUAAUUUUACUUGGAUUUGGAUUUGGAUUUGCUUCAAUAACAAAUUUCGCGCAUUCACGCAGUUACUCAUCGAUGAAUCAUCUGGUCUCGAUCCAACCGUCAUCGAUGUGCUGACUACAUGAAUGCGCGAAUUUGUAACCGCUGCAAAUUCAAAUUCAUUUCACUUACUGAGGUUGGAUAUAACACUCAGCUAUUUGUAAAUGGAUAGUAGUUAGAACUUGUCUUCUUGUAACAAUAAGAUGUGUGCAAAUGCCAUUUUUAUUUUCUAAACAUGGAUGUGAUGUGAGGAUAAUUGUGAAUGUGCAUAGAUUUGUUUAGUAAAGUUGAAAGAAUCAUGCUGUAUAAUAGUGAUAA